Molecule: messenger RNA, 831 nt
Organism: Penicillium cinerascens
Lineage: Eukaryota; Fungi; Ascomycota; Eurotiomycetes; Eurotiales; Aspergillaceae
Gene: cspA
Product: putative cell surface protein
Exons: 2
Coding region: 1-831 (276 amino acids)
Source: RefSeq, a predicted model, not a curated record
AUGAUUCGCAACAUUGCUCUUCUGGCUCUUGCUGCCAGUCCGGCCUUUGCCGGUAUUGCCCAGCCCGUCCCCGACAGGGAGAUUGAGAACUGGGGUUCGGAGUGGAACCGCCCUAGUGGAGGUCACUACUCCUGGUCGUCGACCGAGUGCACCACCAGCACCACCGAGACCAGCACCACCCCGACCAGCACCCACACCCACACCAAGCCUCACCACACCACCAGCACCAGCACCCACACCAAGCCUCACCACACCACCACUCACACCCCGGUGAAGCCUGGUACCACCAAGACCAUCACCAUUGUGACCACCACCUGCCCUGUCUCUUCGUCUGUUGUCACCUCUGGCUCCAAGACCAUGACCGUGCCCGUCACCGGGACUAGCACUAUCACCAUCACCCAGACUACUGUCUGCACCUUGUGCGAGGAGAAGCCCAUGACCUUCCAGAACUCUACCAUGCCCCCCACCAAGGCACCCACUGCCCCCGUUGUGAUUCCCACCUCUAAGGCUGUUCCCGAGUCCUCCAAACCCGCCGUCCCUGUUGAGUCCCAGCCCGCCGUCCCUGUUGAGUCCCAGCCCGCCGUCCCUGUUGAGUCCCAGCCCGCCGUCCCUGCUGAGUCCCAGCCCGCUGUUCCCAAGCCCGCUGUCCCUGUUGAGUCCCAACCCGCUCAGCCCGUUGAGUCCCAGCCCGCUGAGUCCCAGCCCUCUACCCCCGCUGAGGCCCACCCUUCUGCCCAGGCCAGCUCCGUUCCCUUCACCGGCGCUGCCUCGGCUGUCAAGCCCGCUGCUGGCCUCCUGGCUGGUGUUGUCGGUCUCAUGGCUCUCCUGUAA